AGUAACCUCCAGGAAGUAAUUCCCGUUAUCCCUAAGGAUUGGACUUUGGUGCUUAUGGGGAAGUCCAGAGGACAAAAAGGGGGAAGGAGAAGGAGGAAGAAGCCCCCGAGAGAAGAAAAGAACCUUCCAGUUCCUCAUUCUUACCCUACUAAGAGUAAAGGGACCAUAAAGAUAAGAGGGAAUUACUCCAUGGAGAUAAAGCUGGAGUUCCGUUGCUCUUUCUCCUUGGGGUUGGAGGAGAUCCAGGUGGGGAUGGAGGAGCCGGGGCUCUAAAGGUUCACCUUGGAGAAGGGAACACGUGGUGGAGGUUACUCCAAAGGCUUUACAAGAGGUAGUAGAAGUGCUUUAGGAGCGAGAAGUGCUCCUUGGUUGAACCUCCAGGUAGUAAACGUAGGAGUAUGAGCAGCUUCUGAGGAGCCUUAGAGUAAGGCAUGGAGUUGGUUUGAAAUCCAAAUCCAUGGUCCCUCUAACACCCAACACUUGGAAUCAUGGAAUGGUUUGGGACUGGCUCAUCCCAUUCCAACCCCAAGCCCUGAGUAGGGCCACCCUCUACUACGGGUUGCUGCAAGCCCUGUCCCACCUGCUCCUGUGAGUAUAGAAGGUGUGACAUGCCUGUAGUAACCAAACUCUGCUCUCCCUUAUGGAACCACCUUCUACUAUGGGUUGCUCCAAGUCCCGUCCAACCUGCUCCUGUGAGUAUUUGAGGUGUAACAUGUGCGUAGUAACCAAAAUCUGCUCUCCCUUAUGGAACCACCUUCUACUAUGGGUUGCUUCAAGCCCCAUCCAACCUGCUCCUGUGAGUAUUUAAGGUGUAACAUGCAUGUAGUAACCAAACUCUGCUCUCCCUUAUGGAACCACCUUCUACUAUGGGUUGCUCCAAGCCCCGUCCAACCUGCUCCUGUGAGUAUUUAAGGUGUAACAUGCAUGUAGUAACCAAACUCUGCUCUCCCUUGGUUGCUCCAAGCCCCGUCCCACCUGUUCCUGUGAGUAUUUAAGGUGUAACAUACGUGUAGUAACCAAACUCUGCUCUCCCUUGGUUGCUCCAAGCCCUGUCCAACCUGCUCCUGUGAGUAGAGAAGGUGUAACAUGCCCGUAGUAACCAAACUAUGCUCUCCCUUGGUUACUCCAAGCCCCAUCCAACCUGCUCCUGUGAGUAUUUAAGGUGUAACAUGCCCGUAGUAACCAAACUCUACUCUCCCUUAUGGAACCACAACCUAAAGGUAACCCCGUCCUCUGGCCUCACCUAAGAGGACACUACUCAUGGAAUAAAGCUCCUUGUAGGAGCACAAAGCAGAUUCUUGCCGCAAUGAGGCUGCUUUAGACACAUUCAACCCUCCUUUACUACAGUAGUAACCUUAUUGUAGGCGAAGGAGUUGCCAAAGAGCUUGGGAAACCUCCAACUGGCCUUGAGGGAGCUCCAUGAGGUCUCAUCCCAUCCUUUGUGGUUCCUCCUCCUCCAAGUCCCUCUUUGGAAGCCAACGGAGAUGUUGGGACCUUCCCAAGCUUCUCCUUGGGUGGCUUCUCCAGGACUUCUUCUCCUCUUCCAGCUUUUCCUACAUGGAUAACCAAGCAUUUGAACUCCAUGGAGAGAGCUUUCCACCAGGAAAAGAAGGACCAAAGAAGGAGGCCAAAAAGAGCAACAGGUCCCUCAUGAAGAUCUUCUUGGCUUGUCUCCUGGCUUGUGGCAUCACCACAGUGUUGGGAGUCCUCACCUUGGCCUUGGUCUCCAACGAUGCCUCCAAGAGGGAUCCGGAUGGUGGGAAUGUUGGAAUGUCUCCUUCACCCUCCCAUGGGAGAAGGUUGGAUGUGAAAUUCCAGUUCCUGAAUCAUCUGAAGAAGUCCAAGGUUUAUACUUAUCCAGGGGGACAAAUCCAAUGGGCACGAUUCCGGAAGGAGCUGCUGGACUAUGGAAGCGAAGAAGAAGUGGAAUUUGGGAGAAGCCUCAACAUCCAUCGCUCCCAAAUGACUUUUGGGACCUUGAGGAUCAAGAGCAAAGGGCUACGAGCUCCUCACUGGCAUUUCAACGCCAACGAACACGGCUACUUACAACAGGGUUCUGCCUGGGUUGGAGUGAUGGGAGCAGAUGACAACGUGGUCACCACCUACAACGUGACGGCCGGCCAAGUGGUCUUCUUCCCUCGUAACACCAUCCAUUGGCUGAAGAAUGUGGGAGAAGAAGACUGCGUGUUCCUCCUCUUCUUCAGCACCCACGAGGAGCUGCAGACCUUGGACAUGGACGAUGUCUUCUUCUGGACCCCUGAAGAUGUAGCAGCCAGAGCUUUGAAGCCUCCAGGUGGGGUGAACUUCAUCAGGACCUUCCAGAAGCAAGCAGAGGACCAAGCCAUCAACCUGCCCCCUAACUUAGAGGACCUCGUCCAAAAUGCCACCUAUGGACAGUCUCCAGAUCAUUUGGUCUGGAGAUACUUCUACAACCUCAAAGGAUCAGCAGAAGACCCUUUUCCAGGAGGAAGCUUCCAAUGGGCUCGGUACCGCAGAGAUGCCACCAGCUUGAAUGGAAACGAGAAGAUCUUCAGCGAGUCCCUCCACAAGCUGGAAACUCUUCGGAUGAGCAGCUACUUCCAAGGAACAGCCGAUCACAUCCUUGCCCAGUUGUUCUUCAAGGCCCAAGCUGAGAUCAAGAUGUUCUCCAGAACUUCCCAGCCGUGAAGGACAUCACCUCCGCUUGCAAUUCCUGAAGGAUUCCAGCUUUUCCUCCCUCUGCAUCCAGCACCAGAGCAGAAAACAGGGAUUUUCCAGGAAUUCCUAAUGGGUUUUCUAGUUGUAGUCCUCAUCCGGUGUCAUUUGAGGAGCUAUUAAAGGAAUUCCCACCA
Messenger RNA from Strigops habroptila (Kakapo), 2831 nucleotides. RefSeq lists its product as uncharacterized. Bases 1420 to 2667 code for a protein of 415 amino acids. The transcript has 7 exons. Gene Ontology annotation, cellular component: plasma membrane; Golgi apparatus. The record is from RefSeq and is a predicted model, not a curated record. Gene Ontology annotation, biological process: activation of protein kinase B activity. Lineage: Eukaryota; Metazoa; Chordata; Aves; Psittaciformes; Psittacidae.